UACAGUAGGAUAUGAAAGUGAAUUUUAAUGUACUUUUUAAAAUAUACUUUUAAAAUUGCAUUGAUCAAUCACAGGUGAAUUGGAUUGUGAGAAAUACAGAUUAUUUGGAAUAAACUUUGAUAUCGAGCAAUAAGAAUUGGAUUUCUGCUGGUUGAAAUGUUCUCAAUUUGUGUACUGAUAAUUUAAGUACAAAUACAUAUAUUUUGAAUUGAUCAUUGUUUGCGUUUCAUGAAACGAUAUUCGGAUAAAAAAAAUAUGGAUAUAAUGUACUGAUUUUUUGUGCGACUAUUUUAAAAAUUUGAUUAAAAAACAAAGUUACAUAUACUUUUUAAACAAAAUACGAUUAUUAUAAAAUGAUUCAAAACUUGAUAUAGAUGAAAACUUUCAAAGGUGUUUUCAAAUAAGUUAGCGGAUAAGAAUGUUCAAGCAGUUACAUUAAACUCCACGUUUUUGUUGUGUUAUCAGAUGAUUUUCAUAAAGUAAUGCCAAGUUUUAUAUUUGAGAUCAAAAGUCUGUAAUCAAGAUAUGUAAAAUAUCCAGAGGAUUUUACACAGAAGACAACAAUGUUGGUUAUACCCUACAUCAUCUUAAUCAUCUUAACAAGGCAAGGAGGAUGUGAGUCAUCAAGAAAAGAUGCUAGAGGCCCCGUCUUUCGAAAAGAACCACCUUCAAGGGUAAUGUUUUCCAAUAGUAGCGGCAUAGAAAUCGGAUGCAAGGCUGAUGGAAACCCUGCACCAAGAAUCUUCUGGCAGACAAAAAAUGGCACUGUUGUCAAAGACAUACCAGACUUGAUGCACUUGAAGACAGAUGGCACAUUAGUGUUUUUACCUUUUUCGAAAUCUGAUUACAGACAGGAUGUUCAUGAUAAUAUGUAUCACUGCCUAGCUUCAAACAGUGUUGGGACUAUAGUCAGUAGAGAAGUUUAUGUCAGAGGAGUACUGAAACAGCAUUUUAUCCCUCAAGUUUUUGACGAAUAUGUGGUAAAAAAAAAUACUGCAGUUUUGAAAUGCCAACUCCCAACUUUUGCCAAAGAAUAUGUUGUUGUUGAUUCUUGGAUUCGAAAUGAUGGACACAUUUUAAAAAUGAGCGAAAAUAAAGUCAGAUCAUACACUGUUCUAAGAUCCGGCGAGCUCUUGAUCCAUGAGAUUCAGGAAAAAGAUUCUAGCUGGAGUUAUCACUGUCAAACGAGAGACAAGUUAACGGGAGAAACGAUUUUAAGUGGAAACUCGGGAAAAAUCAUUAUCACAGAAUCCCAUUCAUCAACUUUACCUCAAAUCACCUUCCAUCAACCCCAAGUGCGAUACCAAGAAGGUUCCUCUGCUCAACUUCCAUGUGUAGCUCAAGGCAGUCCUCCCCCAACAUAUAGGUGGAUGAAGGAAACCACGAAUGGAAUUCUGAGACCCAUGAAAGAAGACGGCCGCAUUUGGGUCAGCCAAGGAAUUCUUAACAUUAAAAAAGUCAAGCGUUCGGAUGGCGGCAAAUACCAAUGCAUCGCUCGCAACAGUAUAGGUGAAAGACGUAUAGAAACUGCAUUGAAUAUCACAGCUCCUCUUAUAGUUCAUCUACGUCCUCCUUAUCAAGUUCUGAAUAUAGGGCAAGAAGCGACUUUUAACUGCAGCGUUACUGGUUACCCUGUUCUUGCAGUCGAUUGGAUGAAAGACAAGCACCAGCUAUUUGGAUCUAGUCGCAUCAGAUUCUUGUCACGUGAUGUGAUUCUCAUAUCAUCAGUCCGUAGGGAGGACCGAGGCAUGUAUCAGUGUUUCGUUCGCAAUGACAUUGAAGACGCUCAAGGAACAGCCGAAUUAAAAAUAUCAGAUGCCACCCCCACUCUCAUAUCAGUAUUUCAUGAGCAUACUCUUCAUCCAGGAGACGAUGCGUCACUCCAAUGUAUAUCCAAUGGCAAUCCAGUACCUAGUGUCACAUGGUACUUAGACGGCGCCAUUGUUAAACAGAAUCCCCGAAUGACGGCCGGUGACUACACCAGUGACGCAGGUGAUGUAGUCAGUUUCUUGAAUAUCACUGACAUUCAGAUUGAAGACAGCGGAGAAUAUCAGUGUCAUGUGACAAAUGAUGUCGGUUCCGUGUUUCAUGCCAACAGAGUGAAUGUUUAUGGCCCUCUUUUCGUCAGACGUAUGCAGAACAUUACAGCUAUUUCUGGCGAGGACUUAAUCAUGAGAUGUCCGUAUGGUGGUUAUCCAAUGAAAGGAAUACGAUGGCUCAAAGAUGGUGUCUAUCUUCCCCUCAACCAUAGACAGAAAAUCAGCCACGGAGGAACCCUAACGAUUCAAAGCGUAGAACAAACAGUAGACGAAGGAGAAUAUAGCUGUGUAGUGAGAGACACCAAGGGGGAAACAGCAACGGGGUCAACAUAUGUAUCAAUCGUGGUAUCACCUGUUAUAGACCCUCACUUCUUCAGAGGCAGUGUUGUCACUGAUGAAGGAUUACGCACUAAAUUCAUGUGUGUAGUUGUGAAAGGGGAUCCACCUCUUCGCUUCCAUUGGUUAAAAAAUGGUCUUCCUUUUAUUCCAAACGGUGAUACAGUGGUACAAACAUUCGAUGAUUCAUCGAUUCUGACUUUCAACAGAGUGUCGUCCAGUGACAGAGGACGUUAUACAUGCAUUGCAUCCAAUGCAGCGUCAUCAACUAAUCUAACAACGCAACUUAUAAUAAAUGUGCCCCCACAAUGGACCGUUGAGCCUAAAAAUAUUUCUGUUAUUCUUGGUAACACUGUCUGGAUGGAUUGCGCUGCGGUCGGAUUUCCUGCACCCAAUAUUUUGUGGAAGAAAAUGAUAUACACUGAAAGUACUGCUGGAGACUUCACGUACGUUCAUUCCAGUCCAAGGGCUCACCGCUUCAACAACGGUACUUUGGUUCUAUCUGAUGUAGAAGAAAGCGAUUCUGGAUCCUAUUUGUGUCAAGCGAGCAACGGCAUUGGUACUGGAUUGAGCAAAAUUAUCAUUUUGAAAGUUCUAGUACCUCCUCGAUUCAAGAAUCCCUACCAAAGCAGAACUGUAAGAGAAGGAACGAACGUCAGUGUUGCUUGCAGUGCAGUUGGGGAUCCUCCUAUGACUAUUCAGUGGAUGAGAAACAAGUCUAUAUUGAAUGUUAAAAAUAAUUCACGGUACAUCAUCAAAGAAAAAUCUGCAAAACUGCAAACACAAUCCGAGUUUCUUGUAUCAAAUGUAUCUAGAAACGACACAGGAAUCUAUACUUGUACGGCAACGAAUGAUAUUGGCGAAGAUGAAGCUGUUGUAAAACUCGUUGUACAAGGAAUUCCCGACGCUCCGUCAAAUGUGACUGUGCUGAAUAUAACAAGCAGGUCAUUAACCCUUCACUGGGAGAUUCUGAACAACGGAAAUAGUCACAUCACUGGGAGCAUCAUCCAAUACCAGACACAUUCAGGUACAGAAUGGAAUGGCCGGACAUCUCAAUUAAUCGUGUCUAGCGCAGAAACUGUUGCCACUUUACGAGGACUGACUCCUAUCACCAUGUAUUUCAUAAGAAUUGUAGCAGAGAACUCAUUGGGUAAAAGCAAACCCAGCGAAGUUAUUGAAGCGACUACUGAGGAAGAAGCACCAACUGGAAGCCCUAGAGAAGUACACGUCCACUCAUCCGGGGCUCAGUCUAUGAAAGUCAUGUGGAAACCUCCCCCAAGAGAAAUGAGAAAUGGCAUCAUCGUUGGCUAUUACGUUGGAUAUAAAGUAUCAGUAGCAGAUGACAAGUUUACUUUGAAAAAAGUGGAAAAGUCAAACGGCGAGCAGCAGUCUACCCACAUUACUGGAUUGCAACCUCUCACAGAAUACGACAUAGUCAUCAGAGCUUAUAAUUCAGCAGGAGUUGGCCCUGAAUCCUCGCCAAUAAUGGGAAAGACUUUAGAAACAGAUCCAACAUCGUCACCAACGUUUGGAAAAAGAGAGACUGAUUUCCCAUUUUAUAAAAAUAUGACCCUAAUCAUCACCAUUGUUGUUUCAUCUGUAAUUCUCAUCAUUAUCAUUUUCAUUCUGGUUAUGUGUUUCCGCAAGCAAUCGGAAAACAAUGAUGAAAAUUCAGAUUAUGAAAAUGGAAAAGAUAUCCUGAUGAUGAAGGACUUAACUAAUCAGAUAAGCAUAAAACCUGUUGAUCCAUCACAUUACUCUUGUGAAAUCGACAAUAAGACCGAUUUUCCAGAACCCUAUACAUAUUUGGAUGCAUUCUCUCCGAUACAGGCUUCAGAGGGACUGUUUGCUACCAUCAAGCGUUGUUCUACUAGACCAAUCUACAAGUCAGAUUAUAAUAAUGGCGGAGAAAAUGAAACUCAAGAAGCGAGCUUUUCAUACAAACCAACAAGCGAUAAUCCCUGUCAGACAGCAUCUGAUAAAGACAGUAAUGAACAUACCGACACAGCUGUUGACAAAUGGUGCAAUAGCAAUCAAUCAGAUAUCAGCCAGACACCAGUCCGAUGACACAUUAUCAUCAGCUUUGUCAUUCUACAACUUUAUCGCCAUCGGAGCUUUAACAUUCGCCAAGAAUGUAUGGAAAACCGUGCCAAAGCAAAAUUUUUACUUUUA
This is a messenger RNA of Argiope bruennichi, 4547 nucleotides long. Its product is annotated as cell adhesion molecule Dscam2-like. The coding region runs from base 564 to 4442 and encodes 1292 amino acids. Lineage: Eukaryota; Metazoa; Arthropoda; Arachnida; Araneae; Araneidae. The transcript has 23 exons. Gene Ontology annotation, molecular function: cell-cell adhesion mediator activity. Gene Ontology annotation, biological process: axon guidance; homophilic cell-cell adhesion; dendrite self-avoidance. The record is from RefSeq and is a predicted model, not a curated record. Gene Ontology annotation, cellular component: plasma membrane; axon.